Molecule: messenger RNA, 1395 nt
Organism: Puma concolor (puma)
Lineage: Eukaryota; Metazoa; Chordata; Mammalia; Carnivora; Felidae
Product: keratin, type I cytoskeletal 28
Biological process (GO): epithelial cell differentiation; hair follicle morphogenesis; intermediate filament organization
Cellular component (GO): cytoskeleton
Molecular function (GO): structural molecule activity
Source: RefSeq, a predicted model, not a curated record
AUGUCUCUCCGAUUUUCUAGUGGGUCGAGGCAUAUUUGCUUAUGGUCUGGAGCUGGGUCUGUCAGACCAUCCAGUGGAGGCUUAGGCUUUGCAGGCAGCAAUGCAUGUGGCAGUUCUGUGGCUGGAAGUGGAUUUUCCUGUGCCUUGGGAGGGGGCCUGGGCAAUGUCCCUGGGGGGAACCAUGCUGGUGGUGUCCUUGGAAACGCUGCUUGUGCUGGCUUUGCUGGAAGUGAAGGGGGACUUCUGUCCGGGAAUGAGAAGGUGACCAUGCAGAAUCUUAACGACCGCUUGGCAUCCUACCUGGGAAACGUGCGAGCUCUGGAGGAGGCAAAUGCCGAACUAGAGAGAAAAAUCAAGGGCUGGUAUGAAAAAUACGGGCCUGGAUCUUGCCGUGGACUUGAUCAUGACUAUAGCAGAUACUACCAGAUAAUUGAAGAACUUAAGAAUAAGGUUAUCUCUUCCACUAUUGCUAACGCUAACGUAAUUCUGCAUAUUGACAAUGCCAGACUGGCUGCGGAUGACUUCCGGCUAAAGUAUGAAAAUGAGCUCGCCCUUCACCAAAACACAGAGGCCGACAUCAACGGGCUGCGGAGAGUCCUAGACGAACUGACGCUCUGCAGGACCGACCAGGAGCUGCAGUACGAAUCCCUGAGCGAAGAGUUGAGGUACCUCAAGAAGAACCACGAAGAGGAAAUGCAGGCCCUGCAGUGCGCGGCGGGCGGGAACGUGAACGUGGAGAUGAACGCGGCGCCCGGGGUGGACCUCACGGUCCUGCUGAACAACAUGCGGGCCGAGUACGAAGACCUGGCCGAGCAGAACCGCAGGGACGCGGAGGCCUGGUUCAACGAGAGGAGCGCCACCCUGCAGCAGCAGAUCUCCGACCACGCGGGCGCGGCCUCUUCGGCCAGGAGCGAGCUGACCGACAUGAAGCGCAGCCUGCAGACCCUGGAGAUCGAGCUGCAGUCGCUCCUGGCAAUGAAACAGUCCCUGGAGUGCUCCCUGACCGAGACCGAAGGGAACUACUGCACGCAGCUCGCCCAGAUCCAGGCUCAGAUCGGGGCCCUGGAGGAACAGCUGCACCAGGUCCGAACCGAGACGGAGGGCCAGAAACUGGAGUACGAGCAGCUGCUCGACAUCAAGGUCCACCUAGAAAAGGAAAUUGAGACCUACUGCCGCCUGAUAGAUGGAGACGGGAACUCAUGCUCCAAAUCAAAGCGCUUUGGAUCAGGAGGCUCAGGGAGUUCACCCAAAGAGUUAUCCAAAACCACAUUGGUAAAGACAGUGGUUGAAGAGAUAGAUCAACGUGGUAAAGUUCUUUCAUCGAGAGUCCACUCCAUUGAAGAAAAGACAUCUAAAAUGACCAGUAACAAAACAGAACAAAGGGUUCCUUUCUAG